CUCCAUGUGCUCCAGCUUCCGCAUUGCGAUCGCCCUCGAAUCCCUCUGUUCGACCCACGUGUGUCCUGUCAUAGACUAAUUAUACCACGUCUUUCAAAGUAGAAGAGCCUGGGGUCCCUCCACAGCUCUCGUACUCGCCAGCUCUUACCUGGACGCUCGCCGGAAUGCACGGGUUCAGCAUCAUCCGCUUCAUCACCAUAUGUUGGUGCGCUUCAGCGGCCCUGUCUGCGGAGAACAUAGUCUCGACGAACGACGACGGUUGGGCUGUAGCGCAGAUCCGCGCACUGUACACAGAUCUGACUGCCGCAGGCUUCGACGUCAUUGUAUCGGCACCCGCAGAGAACGAGUCUGGCACAGGCUCUAGCACAGAAACCCCGGAGCCCCUCACCGAACCUUGCGAAUACGACUCAUGUCCUACCGGGUCGCCCGCUGAGGGAUACAAUUCCAGUGAUACUCAUCUCAACUACGUGAACGCUUAUCCUGUAGAUGCAGUUCAGUACGGUAUCCAGACUCUGGCACCGGAAUUCUUCUCAGGUUCGGCGCCCGACUUCGUCACCAGCGGACCAAACAUUGGAAACAACCUCGGGCUCGCCGUACUCCUCUCUGGCACUGUCGGCGCAGCAUGUGAGGCAGCAAAGGAAGGCGUACCAGCAACCGCGUUCUCCGGAGAUUCCGGCUCCGAGGUCUCCUACACCACUCUCGAGAGCGACCCGACCGCGUCGUCAACCGAGGCCGCUUGGAUCUACUCCGCGCUGACCGUUCACUACACACAAGCGCUCUUCGCCGUCGGCAGCGACCCGCUCCUCCCGCCGGGCAUCAUCGUCUCCGUGAACUACCCGUCCAUCGACAACUGCUCCGACGCGAGCGAUUACCAGUGGGUGCUGUCCAGGAACCUGUGGGACCCCUUGGCCUCGGACUUCGCGGCGUGCUCUGAGGACGGAUCGGUCUUGCCGACGGAGAGCGAUGUGGUGGGCACGGCGGGGUGCUAUAACAGCGUGACGGUCCUCAAUGCUACUACGAAGACGGACGUGGAUUCGACUUUACAAGGAGAGGUGUAUAGCAGGCUGCGCGAGCUGCCUUUUACCUGUUUGCCGAGUUCAUAAUUCUCGCAGGAAGCUUGUACUUGGUAGCGACCUAUACAAAGUCUCCGCAAUAAGUUACUUCGAGUAGAGAAAGUCGGGUAGCAUCGUGGAAUUCGCUGUAGCGAUUUAUCUGUUUCGAAUGGCGCUGGCCUGCGAUCCUAGAUUCUGUACGUCAUGUCGACAGUUUAGACUACGUGCCGGGGCCACAUGUACGAUGGUACGUAAAGUUCUGUACUCGCCGUUGGGG
This is a messenger RNA of Rhodofomes roseus, 1329 nucleotides long. RefSeq names its product sure-like protein. Gene Ontology annotation, molecular function: nucleotidase activity. The record is from RefSeq and is a predicted model, not a curated record. The coding region runs from base 165 to 1103 and encodes 312 amino acids. The transcript has 6 exons. Lineage: Eukaryota; Fungi; Basidiomycota; Agaricomycetes; Polyporales; Fomitopsidaceae.